AUGAGGAGCUUCCCGGUGGCCGGCGGCCGCAACGUCUCCCUCGCCCUCUUCUCCGACGUCUCCAACAGCCGGGAGCUCCUCGAUCUGAUGCAGUCGGGGAAGCUGGAGCCGGAGGCCGCUUUCAUCAACGCAUCGCUGGUGCCGGACGUGUUCCCGGUCCUCGCCGCGGCGCACAAGGCGCUGCUCUCCAAGUCGAGGGAGUCGCUGACCACGAGGACCCUGCACUCGGAGCUCGUCUACAACUGCUCUGGCUCGAAGCAUAUAACAGAGUCCCUGAAGCGGUGCGGUAUCGCCGAUGACACGCAGUAUAUCCUCGCGGCGCGGUUUGAUGCUUCAGAUGAAGAGAUGAAAGCACUGGAAAAGCUCAUCAGCGGAACCGAGAUUGAUCUGUCAGAAUUGGAGACAAGAGCAGACCAACCAAAGAUUCUGAAGCAAUACAAAAUAACUCCACAGGAACUGUCAAUAUCUACACUGCCAGAGGCAAUCGUGUGCAGGAUUGCUGCCCGAGACGCCCUCUGA
Messenger RNA from Triticum turgidum subsp. durum (durum wheat), 519 nucleotides. The record is from the annotation of a GenBank genome assembly. NCBI's taxonomy places the organism in Eukaryota, Viridiplantae, Streptophyta, Magnoliopsida, Poales, Poaceae.